CACAGCUAACAACAUAAGUAAUGAAGUUUGAAGAUAUCCUGAUGCAGAGGAGAAGGGAGCAUCAGAAGAGGCGAGAUCUCGAGGAGGAGGUGGAGGAGUUGCAAGAGAUACUUCAGGCGGAGAGAAACCUGAAUCGGGCGCUAGAGUGCGCGAUGCGCGGGCCAGCGGUUUGCCGUUCUUGCCUGUCUUCAUUCCUUCCUCUUAAGGUGCAGGUACUUCUAGCAGAAAUAGCAAUGGUCGAAGAAGAAAUAAUUUGCCUGGAGAGAAAGGUGAAAGACUUGAAACUACAUUUGUAUCAAGAGAGAGAACAGAAAGAAUGGGAUUUACAUGAACAGCGGGAGCCCAAACAGAUGGAAUUCCUAUGCAGUCCUGAAGAUGAAAGAUAUGCUCUUGAAUUGGUGACUGAAACAAGCAGCACAUCCUGCAGAAAGCCAAAGGAUAAGGAAGCUGUGUAUUCACGAAGCUGCAAUGAACCAAAUCAAAGCUGGGGCCUUUCAGAUGAAGAAACCAGUACCGAAUCACCGAACAAACUGUCAGAACAACUCAUCAAAACUCUGAUCAUCAUUUUUCAUAAACUUCACAAGUCAUCCAUGCAACCGGAAUGCAAAGAAGAUACUGUUCCUAAACUUAACAUUUCUUGCAUGAGCUCCAGGAGUGUUAUCUCCAGGUCUUCAUACAACUGCAAGUCAACCGUGUCCUCUUCGAACACUCUACAGAUAUCAGAUCCUUAUGAUGUUUUGCUAGAAGGUGAAAGAACAGCACGAGAUAUUGGAGCAUACAAGAAGUUCAUCCAUUUCACAAAGAGUUCAUUGGACAUGACUCGUAUAAGAUUAUGCGGUCCAGCAAUUAGGAAACUGAGGCAAGUAUAGUUGAUAAGCAUAUGUUACGCCAUGAACUGACAUAAUUAUUCAAUGGGGGCUUCUUACAUAUUCUAAAAAUUCUACCCUUCUCAUAGUUAGUAUCUUAGUGCAUUACACGUGUGCAUAUUGACCAUGCUCCUUCCAGGAUACACAUGGAAAUACAAUUACAUCUCAUACAUAAAAGUCCUUAAAGUUGGCAAUCGCACUUACACCAAGAAUAUGGACAUCCAGUAUAUGGCAUGAGAGGCAUACGUUGGUUCAAUUUGAAAUAAAUUAUUUACCAUGGCUUUCUUUUGUCUAAUACUAAUAAUGAGAAAUACUAACUGUCAAUAAAUAAAAUGCAUGCCUACUGGGGAUACAAUAUAAGUGGUACAAAUCAUUACUAUAGUUCUAAGUUAGUAAACAAGGUUACAACUAUUUCACUAGAAAAAGGUGAUCAUUGAGAAUACAGUGUUUCAGAAACUUAAACAUUAUUGACGAUAACGAGUUCUGCCAUUUAACAGGUAUUCUCUCUCUUAUCAGAAGCGAUCUCCAUGUGCAACCUUUGAGAAAUCAUCUUUUUUUUU
Messenger RNA from Asparagus officinalis (garden asparagus), 1426 nucleotides. RefSeq lists its product as uncharacterized. The transcript is spliced from 4 exons. The record is from RefSeq and is a predicted model, not a curated record. The coding region runs from base 21 to 869 and encodes 282 amino acids. Lineage: Eukaryota; Viridiplantae; Streptophyta; Magnoliopsida; Asparagales; Asparagaceae.